Molecule: messenger RNA, 1656 nt
Organism: Didymodactylos carnosus
Lineage: Eukaryota; Metazoa; Rotifera; Eurotatoria; Philodinida; Philodinidae
Source: the annotation of a GenBank genome assembly
AUGAGUAGAAAGUCUGAUGAGCAAAGCGUCACAAAUUCAACAAUCGUUGAAACUUAUCGGGUUGAUAAAAAGCCUGUAAAGGGAGCAAAAACAUCUUCGUCACAUUCAUCAAAAGAAGAUAUGUCACUGAAAACGUAUUUAAAACGAGCAAAGAGUAUUGAGAAUGUUUUACGAAGGAUCAAAUCCAAAUUACAUGCUCGUCUAAUUGAUAAUGUCAUUGAUUUUAUUCGUCAAAAUGAACUAUUUCGUCAUAAUCAUAAAUGUUUUGAACAUAUUCCCACUGCAACUCUAGUAAUGGGCACAAAUAUAUCUGAUCAUAUCCAAUUAUUCUAUGAACUAAAUGAUCAAAUACAUUUAGAGUUCAAUAGUGUAUUGGUCACGUUAAAUGAAGCAGAUUGUGUUUCAGUGGGAAAAAUUUUGACCACAACAAAAUGUGCUUUGAAUGAGUUUUAUCCAGACGAUGAAGACGAUUUAUAUUUUAGAUUUAGUAAAUUUAUCUCAUUCUAUCAACAACUUGAUGAAACCAAAAAGCGAUCUUUAAUAUUCAUUAUUCCUGAAUUUGAAUCGAUCAGUCUAACCAUAUUUGAAAAUUUUGUUACAUUACUUGGUUUACAAAUAAAAUCAAUAUCAAUUUUAUUGAUAGUUGGUUUUCGUGGUGGUAACAAUUCAUUGCAACGUUUAGUAUCAAGUCGUAUAUCAUCGGUAUUGUCCAUUGACAAAAUACAAAAUUCAAGUCCGAGAAAAUAUUUUGAACACAUCAUUAAAGCAUUAUUUUUAUCGGAAGAAACGUACAUGUCGAUCACUAGUGAACAAUUUAAAUUUUUAGAAAAUGGUUAUUUGGAAAACUUUUCAUUAACAUGGCUUGAACAUACAUUAAAGUAUAUCUUAUUUUUAUCUCAACAACAACAACAACUUCUUUCUGCAUCAGUGCAAACAUUCGACACGUGUUUAUUUAAUGCAUUAUUUAUUGCUUGUGACAAACUACCAAAUUAUCCUUUAGGACGAACACGAUCAUCAUUCUAUUAUCUCUAUUUAUCAUCUUAUUUAAAUAGUGACAAGUUUUUAAAUGAAUUGGUGUUGUCUAUUAAUUCAGCUACAUAUCAUCAAUUAGAUUUAUGUCUAAAAGUGUUCAUAGAACAUGCGUGUUAUUCUAAACUUUCUAAUUGUCAACAAUUUGUUCAAUAUGCACAUAAUAUUUUAGAAUCAAUUGUUGACAAUGCAGAUGAUGAUGAUACAGUAACAAAAUGUAUUACAUUACGUUCAUUGAUAGAUAAAAAAUUAUCAAAAUAUAGAGAGAAAGUUUAUCAAUGGAUUAAACAAAUUUGUAAAACAUUUGAACAAGAACAGAAUGAUUAUUCGGAUAAGACAGGCAUAUUGAAUGAACGUCUAAUGCCAAUAACGCGAGCAAAUUUUAUUAAGGAGCUAAUGGAAAUGAAGUUCUGGAAUCCGGUGAAUAAUAUGACGUAUGACACACCCGAUUUAGCUCGUUUAUAUCAGACAUAUUCCGAAUGUGGAACAAAAAUUUCACUCGUUCACUGGUUUGAAUCAUUUGCUGCACGAUUUGUUCACGGUUUGGUUGAGCUUGAAUAUCUUGGAUUUACAAAAGCAUCAAUACAACGUUCAUCUCACGCAACAAAAUUGAUAUGGGACAGUUGA